This is a messenger RNA of Amphimedon queenslandica, 1522 nucleotides long. Its product is annotated as WD repeat-containing protein 18-like. Gene Ontology annotation, cellular component: nuclear pre-replicative complex; rixosome complex. Gene Ontology annotation, biological process: rRNA processing; DNA-templated DNA replication. NCBI's taxonomy places the organism in Eukaryota, Metazoa, Porifera, Demospongiae, Haplosclerida, Niphatidae. The transcript is spliced from 11 exons. Bases 38 to 1453 code for a protein of 471 amino acids. The record is from RefSeq and is a predicted model, not a curated record. Gene Ontology annotation, molecular function: protein binding.
GUAUACCCCUCCGUAUUUCUCACCCACGUGCUACCUAAUGGAGGCCUCUUCUUCUAAAACUCAUUCUUUCUCUGAUGUCAUCUUCUCUCUCUGCUCCUCUGGGAAGGGAGCCAUUGUGCAAGCGUGGGAUAUUCAAAAUGGCGGUGUCUUGAGGUCCUAUAGAGGAGAUGGAGGGGAGGGAGAGGGAAAUAGCCUUGCAAUGGCUGGCAAAGACUAUCUCUUAGUCUCGCUCAAGUCAAAGCCACUCAUAUUAGUCUGGAAAAUGGAAAGAGAGCAAAUCUUUAUGAAAAUUGCUUGUACUGGUAUAAUACAUUGUGUGAUUUGUGAUACUACAGGGUAUUACUGCAUUGGAGCUUUGAACGACAAAAUCAACAUAUGGGAGAUAUGUAGUGGGUUAUUGGUGGGUGUGGUUUCCAAACACUAUCAGCCAAUCGAAUGUUUGCGUUACGUUGAUUGCGGAUAUUUUGCCUCUGGUGGAAAAGAUUGCUUAGCUAUUGUCUGGAAUUUAGCGAGCGUCCUUUCUGAGUAUCGUGGUUCUCACAGUGCCGAAGAUCCCAAUGCUCCAAAGACCUUUGGCGUUACUAAAAAUAGCAUCCUCCAUAUAUGGUCGGAUCACAGUAUGGCUGUCACGGGUAUUGCAACAAGUGGGCGUGGCUAUAAUAAGAAAAUAGCCACCUCAUCUCUCGACCAAACUUGCAAAAUUUACGACUUUGCCUCUGGUUCAAUUCUCUGCACGUUUCUAUAUAAUGCCCCACUCAGCUGCAUUACUUUAACGACUUGUGGGCUGUGGCUAUACGCUGGGUCUAGCACAGGAACUCUCCACUGUACCCCUCUAUUCCUCCCAAGUAAGGAAAAUGGAGCAGUGAGACAAGUUGAUGCUAAAUUCUCACAGAUAAUGAAAGAGCAUAAGAAGAGUAUCAGUUCUUUAUGUGUGUCAUUUACUGGCAAGAGGUUUGUGUCAUCUUCAAUGGAGGGAGUAUCUAAAGUUUGGGAUGCAUCAAGUAAACAAGUGUUGCUAUCCAUUAAUCACAAAGGUCCGAUUGUGUGUUCCAUCUUAUGCAGAAAUAUUUGGAGGUUCACUCAACUUCAUUCAACUAAGCCAGCUGCUGCUUCUGGUUCUGCUACUCCUCCCAUCAAAUCAUUCCAGAAGCAUACUAGCUAUAAAACUGACGCAGUCUCUGCCCAUACAAUCACACUACACAGCAGACCGCUGCACAUGCUUCAACCACAGAAAAUUAAAGAGAUUGAUUUGUUAUCUGGAGAAGAUCUCAUAUCAGAUUAUCAGUUCAAGCCUGAGAGAGUAUUGACUGCUGAUCAUGAAGAUGGUCUGGUCACUGGUAGUGUGGAGGGUGAGGUGAACCUGUUGAGACAGGAGCUCAGGGAAGCAAAGGAAAUACAAAGACAAAUGUUUUCGCUUGCAACUGAACACUUGCUUAAUAGAAGAAACUUAUAAAAUGACUAAAGAAUAAUUUGUGACGUUUUUAUUGUUAAUAAUCACUUCAGUUUAAGUAGAAUUUUGAUU